AUGAAUUCCUCCUCGAACAACUUUAAUGUGACGAGUGAUCGAGACUCUCAGGAAACAGUUGUGAAGAAGAAUGUGUUCCUUCUGGCUCUUGGUCUGACCAUCAACUACAUCAACUGCACACUGGUUCACACCUUCAGGAAACACCAGAUGUUUGACCUGAAUCCACGUUACAUCUUCUUCAUCCACCUGGUGUUGAACGAUAUGAUCCAGCUCACUGCAACAAUCAGCCUGUUUCUCUAUUACGUCUUCUACAAGAUCCAAGCGACGCUCUGCUGCCUCAUCAUCUCCCUUACCAUCUUCACUACACAACAUACAGGGAACCGUCACAUCACCAGCUUCAACAAACCAUUGAAUGGAGCUGCCAUGGCGGUGGAGUGCUACAUCUCCGUCUGUCUACCACUGUGACACGCGGAGCUCUGCACCAUCAGAAGAACUCACGUUCUCAUAGGUUGGAUCUGGGCCAUGAACAUAGUUUCUGCUCUGUCAGAUGUGUUUAUCGUUAUGGCAACACAGCCUCUACAGUUAUUUCAUUCUACUAUUUUUUGUGAGAGGAACAACCCUCCUCAUCCUGUGAGUGUAAAACAGAGGGAGGUUUCCUACAUGAUCUACCUGAGUGUUUGGUUCACGCUCCUCUACGCAUACUUCAAGAUCUCUGCUGCUAAAGCUGCUAAAGGGAGUAAAUCAGGGGAUGGAGAUGCAAAGAAGGGAAGUGAAACCAUCCUGCUUCAUGGCUUUCAGCUGCUGCUGUGCAUGCUCACCUAUUCAUUGAGAACAUUGUUAAAUGAAUAA
Messenger RNA from Limanda limanda (common dab), 789 nucleotides. It is a transcript of the gene or90a1, whose product is annotated as odorant receptor, family 90, subfamily A, member 1. Gene Ontology annotation, molecular function: G protein-coupled receptor activity. Lineage: Eukaryota; Metazoa; Chordata; Actinopteri; Pleuronectiformes; Pleuronectidae. Gene Ontology annotation, cellular component: membrane. Gene Ontology annotation, biological process: G protein-coupled receptor signaling pathway. The record is from RefSeq and is a predicted model, not a curated record.